Messenger RNA from Procambarus clarkii (red swamp crayfish), 3698 nucleotides. NCBI's taxonomy places the organism in Eukaryota, Metazoa, Arthropoda, Malacostraca, Decapoda, Cambaridae. The record is from RefSeq and is a predicted model, not a curated record.
GUGCCCCUCCCAGAAGCGUGCAGGGAGGGUAUCGGGUGGUGAGAGUAGUGUUAGUGCCAGUUGGCAUCCCGUUGUUAGUGCCGGUCUUGCUGUACAGGUGAGCUCCCAGGGGCUCUCUCUCUCACCCUCCUUCUAACCCCCCUUAACCUUUCCUCAGCCUCACACACCCUAACCUUCCGGGUCACUAACGGAAGUGUCCGCCGCUGCGAGUGACUGGAAGAGGCGUGUCGGUCGCCAGUGAGGCAGUACGGAAGUUGUGGUGUGGGUGUUCCCGGGGCCGCGGACUCAAGACAGCCCGGAGUGAAGGGAAUAUAUGAGAAUGUCGUGUUAGUGGUGGUGUUAAGGUGUCAUGAGGCAGGACACGCGCCCACCUCCUCCUCCUUCACCUGUGUGACCCCCAUCUCCUCCUGCGUGUCUCCUGGUCGUCGUCACAGCUCCUGCUAUCAGCUGCCUCCUCAUCCUAUUUGUAUUAUUAUCGGCUUCACAUUUUCUCUCUCUCUCUCUCUCUCUCUCUCUCUCUCUCUCUCUCUCUCCUCUCUCUCUCUCUCUCUCUCUCUCUCUCUCUCUCUCUCUCUCUCUCUCUCGCGCUAUCCUUCUUUCUUUGUUAUUCCCGUUAGUUUACAUUGUUCCCGGGAUAAGUGGGUGGGGCGAAUGUUGACUUCUAGCGACUCCGGAUACUACGUGAAGCUGUCCACACCGCUGGUCUCCAGACACCCGCCCCAGUACCCUGGGUGGCGUCACCUACGCCUGGCGGUGAAGCGCUCGCCUCAGUCGCCGCCUUCUGCAGCAGCCACCGCCUCCGCCCUUCCCCCUCCCCCUCUUCCUUCUCUCAGGGAUCCGUCCUUCAGGAGCCACCAACUCUCUCUGUGGUCGAGGAUAUUCCUCUGGCCUCGCCCACACUCGCUCCUCUCGACGUGUUCGUGACGGGACUCAGGUGAACGCCUGCGAAGCGCCAAGUGGCCACACCUCCUGUCCGCUCACCACCUCUCCCUCGUCUAGCCUCAUACACCCACACGCCAACACUAAAGCCAAAAACAGUUCAGCACCCUCCGCACCCCCGACACCUUGUGGCUGGUGUUUACCGAGCUUGCGAGAACGCCCGAGGCAGAGCCAACAAAGAUUAGAGUAUAAAGAGCCAAGCAAAGGGUAGCGGAGAGCUGAACAAAAAGGAGAGUUUAGGUUCCCCCAAUUUGGCUUUAUGUUAACGUGGGAGUGUGUUGUGGGAUGAUUCUUGUAAAGGCACGUGUGGAGAGGGGGGAGUCGUGACUAUAGGGGAGAAAUGGGGGUGGCGGAGGGCACCCAGGCAGGAGGGGGGCCACACCAAGGUAAAGAGGACGAGGAGGAGGAGGCUGUAGAGGCGGCCAGGAGGGACAGUCCAACCUCACAGCAAAGCUCUUCCUCUCUGCCCAGUUUACAGGAAAGCAGCGGGUCUCAGGAGGGCGAGACGACACCUCUUGUCGUCCAGCAGAAGCCCAAGGGCAGGGUGGAGGGGCGACGGGGCCGCAACUGGUGGGAGUGGAAGGCAGCCGAGCAGCGGAAGAUGCAGAGUGGUGACGAAGGCGACGACGAACUGACCAGUUUGGAGGGCGAGACCCUCAAGAGGCGCGCCCCCCUUCCUAAGAUCCGCGAGAACCUGCCUGAACCUGACGGCGAGAGUGGAGGUGUUGGCGGGGUGUUGGGUGGUUUAGGGAUGGGGGGCGCGAGGGGGUCGGGCGGGGGCGUGAGUCCUAGGGUGCGCGUGACGUGGGAGGAGCGCGUCGAACCGCCACCACUACACCAGCCGCCACUCCCGCACCAGCCGCCACUCCUCCAGCAGCACCACCACUUCCCGCCCCACCACCAGCAGCCACACACGCGUCGCGCCCCGCCAGGCAGGACUCCUACACCUGCCUCUGGGUCACAGUUGCCCAACUCACCAGACAGAAACCUACCGACGUGUCCGGAGAAAGGGGCGCCGCUCUCGCCCGAGAACCCGCCCCCUUCAGCGCCGCCGAAGGACUUAGUGUACGCUGACGCAGGCGAGCGGAGGACACAGAGGGGCCACCCACAGCGGCUCCCGGGCCGUCAGCAGCACCAGGAGCCGCCCCAGCAACACCCGACGAAGGCCCCAGAGGCUCAGGAGGGCCUCGCGGCUGCCAGGUUUCAGCCUCGAGUCACUUCCAGUCCUCCGCGGGAGGCUCCACACGGGGGCGCGCCUGGUGAUCCCGGCGCAGGCGCAGCCAGAGGCAACGGCGGUGAUCCCGUGAAGCACCAGCACAAGGGUGUUGCUGCUGUUGCUGGUGGUGUCAGUGACAGGGACAGACGGAAGGCCAACAGUGUAUCAGAACCACAGACUAAGUCUCAACCACAGACCAAGUCUCAACCACAGACAAAGUCUCAACCACAGACUAAGUCUCAAACAGAGACAAAGUCUCAACCGCAGACCAAGUCCGAGUCACAGACCAAGUCCGAAUCACAGACCAAGUCCGAGUCACAGACCAAGUCGGUGCCAGAGAGUAAGUCCGGGCAACAGAGUUUGUCAGUAUGGAAGCCACAGCCUGGAGGAGGGGCCAAGUAUGGCCCUCCCGCAGCUAAGCAGCCCGGGCCGCCGGAGAGGGGCAGCGGGUCCCUGGUGUGGGUGAACCUGCCCGGCGGAGGCUCCAAGCUGGAGUGGAUGCCCACGCCCGCCCUCGUCACCAUCAAGACCACGCCGGCGCUGCCCCCCGCCGCCCACCCCCCUCACAAGCACCAUGAUAGUGGGGCGGGGGCGGGGCCUGGGAGGGGUGAGAGACCUGGGGGAGGAGCCCAGCCCGCCUCGGGGGAGCGCGUGACGCGUGCGAUCAGUGCUGUGCCACGUGCUAGUGACGUUGGAGUUACCCCGGGAGUGCACGAGUCUCCCCGGAGUGCGCCUUCCGGCACGCGCGUGCAGGGGGUGCUCAAGCAGCCCUCAGGCUCGCCCUCAACCCACAGUGCCCAGUCAAAAAACGGGGUUGCUUCUGCCCCGGGCGCGACGCGUAGGCCCGAGGGCAGAGGCAAGCACGAGAGUGAGGAGGGCACGGUGCUGACGGUGGCAGGGAGGGGCAGCGGGCAGGUAGUGCGGAUACGAGUGCGGCCGGAGGUGCACGCCUACCUCACGGGGCUGCCAACCACGUACAUCGCCGCCAGCAUCCACGCCGCCACCGCCUCCGGCCGGAGGGACAGCCACCAGGACAGCCAGAGCAGCUCCGGGUCGGCGCUGACUGGCGGGUCAGAUGGCGGUGGCGAGGGCUCAACCGGUUACCACGAGCACGACUAUGAGGAGGUGGUGGACGAGUACACGUUGCUGCGACGGGCCGUGGAUGACCACGACCCCGACGCCUUGCAGCUCCUGGCCGCCGCCGAGGCCGCCAUCAACCCCGACAUCCCCGCCAGGCCUCACGACCCAGAGGGCGGCGGAGGGAGCGAGUACCCGUAUCUGAGGGAGAUGAAGGAGCGCCUCCUGCUGUCCCGCGACCCGCCCCUAGCCAGCAUGGACGAGUCCUCCCCGCACGACGCCACCGACAACCAGCUCCUGGAGGUGCACCAGACCCCCGUCGGCACCGUCGUCAAGCUGAACGCAGACGGGUACGGGUCUCACACGUCGCCCACUCACCGCGUGGAGAGUUACUACACGGGCACCCUGGAGUCCCGCCGCGGCCUGCUCGAGUACUACCCCAAGAAUGCUAAGUAAGUACACAUUC